CGUUGAUCGGAAAUGUUCUUUGAUAGUAGUUUCCGUCUUCCAAGUUCUGUCAGCCAUUGUUCAUCUGCUUGCCGGGUUGGAAAAGAACUUCUAACAAGAGUUGACAUCGAUUUAAUAGUCGAAAGGAUAAUUGUACGUUGCAUAUAGAAAACCGUUGCUUUCUAGAAGAUUAGAAAUGUAUACCACAGGCUAUAGCAAUCAAACAAGUUAUAGGUCAAGGGGUGGUACUAGAGAUUUCAGUAAUCGAAAUGUUGGGACAACAGCAUAUUGGAAUGGUCAACAACAACCUCAGAAAGAAUUUAAUGCUAAGAAACAAAACCCAAAUCAAAAGAAAAUACCAGGAGAUUUAUUAAAAAAGCCUAACUGGGAUUUAGCUGCUCUUCCAGUAAUAACAAAAAACUUGUAUAUUCCACAUGUUAAUAUUUUAAAACGAACAUCAGAAGAAAUCAGCAAAUAUCAUUCUGGCAAAGAGAUCACUGUUAAAGGAAAUAAUACUCCGCCUCCAAUUCAAGCUUUUGAAGAAAGCAAUUUCCCAGAUUAUGUAAUGGAAGAAAUAAAGAAGCAAGGAUUUGCUGAACCUACUGCUAUACAAGCCCAAGGAUGGCCAAUUGCAUUAAGUGGGCGUGACAUGGUUGGAAUUGCACAAACUGGCUCAGGCAAAACUUUAGCGUAUAUCCUUCCUGCAACUGUACAUAUUAACAAUCAACCUCGAUUAAGUCGAGGUGAUGGUCCAAUCGUUUUAGUUCUUGCUCCAACUCGAGAAUUAGCACAACAAAUACAAUCAGUAGCUAAAGAUUUCGGUUCUUCAUCAUGUAUUCGAAAUACGUGCAUUUUCGGAGGUUCUCCAAAAGGGCCACAAGCAAGAGAUCUUGAAAGAGGAGUUGAAAUUUGUAUUGCUACACCAGGCAGGCUUAUUGACUUUCUGGAAAAAGGAACAACAAACUUGCGAAGGUGCACAUAUCUUGUUCUUGAUGAGGCUGACAGAAUGUUAGAUAUGGGAUUUGAACCACAAAUUAGAAAGAUUAUCGAACAAAUCAGACCAGAUCGUCAAGUUCUAAUGUGGUCGGCAACAUGGCCCAAAGAAGUACAAGCUCUUGCAGAAGAUUUUCUUACCGAUUAUAUUCAAAUCAAUAUUGGUUCGUUGACUUUGGCUGCAAACCAUAAUAUUCGUCAGAUAAUUGAAAUUUGUCAGGAACAUGAAAAAGAAUCCAAACUGUCCAAUUUAUUGAGAGAAAUCAGUGGUGAGCGUGGAAGUAAAGUAAUUAUUUUUGUUGAAACUAAAAAGAAAGUAGAUGAUAUUACAAAGUCCAUUAAGCGAGAAGGUUGGUCAGCUAUCUCUAUUCACGGUGACAAAUCACAACCCGAACGAGAUUAUGUAUUAUCUGAAUUUAGAAAUGGAAAAACUAUGAUCUUAGUUGCAACAGAUGUAGCUGCACGUGGCCUGGAUGUAGAAGAUGUCAAAUAUGUUAUUAAUUUCGAUUAUCCAAAUAGUUCGGAGGAUUAUAUUCAUAGAAUAGGUCGUACUGGACGAUGCCAAAGUGCGGGAACAGCUUAUGCUUAUUUCACUUCGAAUAAUGCGAGACAAGCUAAAGAAUUAAUAUCUGUUUUGGAAGAAGCUGGUCAGGUAAUAAACCCUCAAUUAGCAGAUAUGGCUAAUUCUAUAAGAAAUCAAUUUGGAAAGGGUCGACAGCGUUGGAGUUACGGUCGCUUUACAAAGGAUAAUAAUUCAGGAGGAAGUCCUAGAAAUAACACUAGCCCUACCAUUAAUAGUUGGCAAAAUCAUCAGAGUCAAACCAAUCAACACCAGAUUGUUAGAAAUCCACAGAGAAUCAACAUACACCAACAGCAAAAUGAUUAUCAAAACACUCGUCAAAACUCCUACCAGCAAUCUGCAUACCAAUUACAGCCACAGCCACAGCAACAUCAACCACAACAACAUCAGCAGCAACAGCAGCCCGUGCAUAAUCAGCAUCAACAACAGCAACAACAACAACAACAACAACAACAACAGCAGCAGCAUCAACAACAGCAACAACAACAACAACAACAACAACAACAGCAGCAGCAUCAACAACAGCAACAACAACAACAACAACCACAACAACGUCAACCAAAUAAUAAUUUUCAUCAAAGCGGAUAUCAAUCUAAUGGUAGUGCUUGUCAACCGGCAUAUCAAAAUAGUAAUCGAUAUCAAGUCAGACCAAGCAAUGGGUAUCAAGGAAGUCGAUACAAUGCUAGACAAAAUGGAUAUAGUAAUGGUCAAAGCAGUCAAAAUGUAUAUUCAAUGCCACCAACAUUCAUCAUGCCAUCAGGUGGACAUACCGAUUCCGGGAUACAAAGCCUCGUCAAUAACAAGUUCUUCCAAACAAACCGACCACCUCCGAAUACAGGAGCUUGUGCUUAUCAAUCAAUGGGAUAUGGGCAGUUCCAAGCUGUGCCGCCAUAUGGUUAUCCUUAUCCACCAACACAGGUACAACAGUGACGCAUUAAAUGGAAAUCAGCGGCCAUUCAAGCUAAGUAAAGUAAUUUCUCUAUUAUCCGUUUCUCUUUCCCAAAUAAUAUUUAUCAAUUUGUGUCGAAUGAUGGGUUUUUUUUUGGGUAAUAUUCUUAAUGUACUUUGUUUGUUUCACACUCGCAUGAAAUGAUGCUGAUUAAGAGGAGAAAACGACUUCAACUUUUUUUCUUAUGCACCAUUUUUACGUCGACAAAUGUUAGAUUAUUUAAAGUCUAAUCCAGUGAUUUUAAUAGAUGAUGAGUUUCUAAGGAAAAUUCAUUAUAAUUAACAAAAAAAAAUUAAAUAGCGUAUAAUUACAUUUGAAAUUUAUUCACUGUCAAAACGUAAUACAAACAAUAAAUUGGUUUGAUCCGAAGCUCAUUUCAAGCGAGUAUUAAGUAAUAAAUAGUUCUUUAGAGAAGAUAGAAAGUAAUAAUAUCAGUUAUAUUCAUAGCUUAUGAUCACAAAGGUAGAUAACAUUGAUCACAUCUCUUUAUGGUAAUUUAACGAUAAUCUUGUAUUGCGAUAACUAUAUAUAAAAUUAUAAUAUGUAUGUGUAUACAUAUAUACAUAUAUAUAAUAUAAUUUUAUUUAUGUGUGUGUGUAUAUAUAUAUAUAUACAUAUAUACAUAUAUAUAUAUAUAUAUAUACAAACAAAACUUACCUGUAUGCUAUUCUGAAAUGCACGAAACAUAUAGAAGGGGGGAGGGUGGGUAGGUAGAGUCGAUAAUUUAUAAUUUAUUUAAUACUUUGCGUACAUGCAGGUGAUGCUCUUCAAAAAGUAAGGCCUUUUGCAUAAAAAUUAAGCCGUGCACCCUUGCAAUUGAAAUACGAUAUAUGUAUUGAAAAAAAUAAAUGAAUAAGAAACUUCACUGAAGAUGUAAUUUUCUUAGAUACAAAAGAUAGGAUGAAAAAGUACGAUUGAACGUCGGGGAGAAAAUAGGAGGAAAAAGUGAUUAAUAAAUAAAAAAAAGGGGAGAUUAAUAUAUCAUUAUAAAAAUAUAUCGUGCUUCGAUGGAUUCAUAACGUUAUUAUACACAGAGGCAGCAAAGGGGGGGUAUGGGUUUUUAGGUGUUAGAAGUAAUUGAGCGCGUAGUCACUAUGGCUGUGCACUUUGGAACAAAGUUCGAUAUCUUAUUUUUAUAUAUAUAUAUCAAAAAUAAUUUGUUGUUAAGCCAACGAAUGAUUAUAUGAAACAUUGUUGUUUGAUGUUUAUGCAAUUGGCCACCGAGUGGUCUUGCCUUUGCGCGUCAUCGUACGGGGCACGCGUUGGUUAGCCGCAAUCCAUGAGAUUUUCAAUCGUACAUGUUUUUUAGUUUGCGUGUCGAAAUCUUUCGCACAUCACUUUCAACUUUGGGGGAAAAGAAUUAAAAAAAAAAAAAAAAUAAAGAAGAAAACAUAAACAAAGAAAAAGAAACUAAGCAAACUACAAAAAAGGGACACUACGACAUUUUUAUUACUAAUGUAAAUGUUUGAUAAACUGUAUGAGGUAUGCCACUACCUUUAACGUAGUAGGUAAUAAGUGUAAACAAUAUACGAACGUAAGUGUUGUAGCGUUUAAAGUUACUCUAGCGAAAAACAAACCGUAUUAGAAAUUCGCAACAGCAUAGGAGGCAAGUUUUGCAAACCUGCGGAUACUCGAUAAAAAAAA
Molecule: messenger RNA, 4145 nt
Organism: Polistes canadensis
Lineage: Eukaryota; Metazoa; Arthropoda; Insecta; Hymenoptera; Vespidae
Product: DEAD-box ATP-dependent RNA helicase 20-like
Exons: 4
Coding region: 176-2482 (768 amino acids)
Cellular component (GO): ribonucleoprotein complex; cytoplasm; nucleus
Molecular function (GO): RNA binding; RNA helicase activity; ATP binding
Source: RefSeq, a predicted model, not a curated record